Fraxinus pennsylvanica is the source of this 1374-nucleotide messenger RNA. The record is from the annotation of a GenBank genome assembly. Lineage: Eukaryota; Viridiplantae; Streptophyta; Magnoliopsida; Lamiales; Oleaceae.
AUGGGGGAUGUUGCAGAUAAAUUGGCAUAUUUUCAAGCCAUCACAGGAAUCGAAGACCCCGAUUUGUGUACGGAAAUUCUCUCCGCCCAUGGAUGGGACCUCGAGCAAGCCAUUUCUUCUAUCACCUCCACCGACAACUAUCGACCCACCGCCGCGUCCGGGUCCGCCACCGCAAAUACAAAUCCAGAAACUGAAGACACUGGAUUAGUUCUGGCGGCGAACGGCAAUAAUCAACCCCCCGGCGUUGUCUGGAAAUUGGUAAAGCUCCCGUUUUCUAUGAUUUCGGGAACUCUAGGGCUGAUUUCUGGUGCAGUUGGGCUCGGUAUAUGGGCGGCGAGUGGAGUCUUGUCGUACUCGCUUAGUAUGAUCGGGCUCAAUAAUUCGGGCCGGGCUGGUACUACUCCGUUGACUCAGUCCACGUCAGAGGCUGUGGAUUUUGUGUCGAGUUUUGAGAGGGAUUAUGGGAGGUUGAGACCGAAUUUUGUGGCUGAGGGUUUCAUGGACGCGUUGCAGAGGUCUAGGCAUGAGUACAAGCUUUUGUUUGUUUACUUGCACUCGCCAGAGCAUCCUGACACACCUGCAUUCUGUGGAAGGACUUUGUGUGAUGAGACAUUGGCAGCGUUUGUCAAUGAGAAUUUUGUGGCCUGGGGUGGAAGCGUUAAGGCCAGUGAAGGAUUUAAGAUGAGUAAUAGCUUGAAAGCUUCCAGGUUCCCCUUCUGUGCAGUGGUUAUGACUGCCACAAACCAGAGGAUUGCCCUGCUACAACAGGUUGAGGGGUCAAAAUCUCCUGAAGAACUGCUCACUAUACUGCAGAGAGUGCUUGAAGAAAGUGCUCCUGUUCUUGUUUCAUCCAGGCUUGAAGCAGAAGAAAGAAGAAACAACAUGCGUUUGAGGGAGGAGCAGGAUGCUGCCUACCGAGCAGCACUUGAAGCUGAUCAAGCUAGAGAACGUCAGAGAAAAGAAGAACAAGAACGGUUGGAACGUGAAGCUGUUGAAGCUGAGAGGAAAAGGAAAGAGGAGGAAGAGGCUCGGGAAAGAGCUUCACGUGAAGCUGCUGAGAAAAAAGCUGCAAUAGCUAAGAUGCGUGAAGAGAAAGCUGCAUCUCUAGGUGCAGAACCUGAGAAAGGACCGGAUGUUACUCAAGUUUUGGUCCGUUUUCCAAAUGGAGAGCGCAAGGAGAGAAGGUUUCAUUCUACUGCAACAAUACAAACACUAUAUGACUAUGUUGAUUCUUUGGGUUGCUUAGAAGUUGAGAGUUACAGCCUCGUAUCCAACUUUCCUCGCACUGUCUAUGGCCCUGACAAAUUUUCUUCGUCCCUAAAGGAGGCAAAAUUACAUCCUCAGGCCAGCCUUUUCGUGGAGUCAAAUUCGUGA